Messenger RNA from Erigeron canadensis, 1275 nucleotides. RefSeq names its product protein-tyrosine-phosphatase IBR5. Gene Ontology annotation, cellular component: nucleus. Gene Ontology annotation, biological process: protein dephosphorylation; negative regulation of MAP kinase activity; auxin-activated signaling pathway. Lineage: Eukaryota; Viridiplantae; Streptophyta; Magnoliopsida; Asterales; Asteraceae. The coding region runs from base 189 to 1016 and encodes 275 amino acids. The transcript has 5 exons. Gene Ontology annotation, molecular function: MAP kinase phosphatase activity; protein tyrosine/serine/threonine phosphatase activity. The record is from RefSeq and is a predicted model, not a curated record.
AGUCCAUCCUAUAAGCCCAUUACAAAAUCAAAUUUUUAUACAUAUCUUCCCAUAUAUCUAUAUAGAUACACAUAUAAAAAUUCGGUUUUGUCGCAUACCCACUUAAAAUCUGCUUGAAUCGGACUAAUACCCAUCUGGGUUUUCAUUAAUUCUGAUCUAUUUGAUCGAUCAAAAAAUCAAGAAUAAUAAUGAGGAAGAGGGAAAGAGAAAACCCAUGUGGGAUUUGUGGGCACUAUCAUAAAUACGAAGAAGGUGAAGUUUGUGGGAUAUGUGGUCACCGGAUGCCGGUCGGAGUUGAGAAAACAUUGAUUACGGUCAGUGCUUUUCCGUCGGAAAUCUUGCCGGAGUUUUUGUAUCUUGGUAGCUAUGAUAACGCUUCUCGUUCUGAACUUCUUAAGACUAUUGGUAUUACUCGUGUUCUUAAUACCGUACCGGCAUGUCAGAAUCUCUACAAAAACUCAUUUACUUAUCAUUGUCUCACCGAUAGCCCAACUAUCGCAUUCGAUAAUGCAGUCGAGUAUCUAGAGCAAUGUGAAAAGGAGAAUGCUCGAGUCCUUGUUCACUGCAUGUCUGGAAAAAACAGGUCACCAGCUGUUGUGAUGGCGUAUUUGAUGAAGAGCAGAAGGUGGACUCUUGAUCAGAGUUACCAGUGGGUAAAAGAACGCCGACCGCCUGUUGACGUAAAUCCAGAUGUUAUGAAGCAACUGCAAGAGUAUGCACAGAAAAUUCAAGCUGCAGUGGUGCCAGGUGGUGGUGCUCCGCCACCAACUUUAGGUGAUGGAGCCCCCUUUAGCUUUGGGUUUACAAGCCCAACCCCAUCCAAUGUUCCUUCGGCUUUUCCGACUUUCAACACCAGUGCAACCCCCUCCAUUUUUACUCGUGUAGACAUCCCACCUCCUAAUGAGUUCACUUUUGGAGCUGCUGGUCAGACACAGAACACCCCGUCAAAUCUCGUGUCAUCUGGACCGAGUGCUGUGAAUCCAAAUGCCAGUGAUGUAUCGAUGGACGGGUCUUAAGUUCUUGGCAAUUUGUUCUUAUUAGGUUUCUUGGAUUUCGGUUAUUUGUGCAAAUCUUAUGAGAAGCCAUGAAUGAUAUGUUGAGUUUGACGUUGACACAAGAUGGUAUCACCUGAAGGUUUGAAUGUAAAUGCUAAACGAAAGCUUUUGGCUUGUUAGACCUCACAGCCUUAGAAGGCCAACACAUUACAUUUGAGAUUUUAAUUUUUGUUAGGGGUACCCUUUUAUGCUUCAGUUUCAUUAUUAUAUUUCUGCCCAA